UACGACUGGUCAACAAAGGCACGUGAUUCCCGAACGCGCUCCCAUAUUUGGCCGCAUACCUGGCAAAGUACAGUAGGGGCUUCAUUGCUUAUAAUUCAUGAUUGCGUCCAUAAAUCGUGCAAGCACACAGGAUUAUAGCGACAAAGAUCUACAAAUCGAGGCUUUAAAAAUCCAAGCAAAUGAGCUCUUACUUUGUAAACUCGUUCUCAGGGCGCUAUCCAAAUGGCUCCGACUAUCAGUUACUAAAUUAUGGGACUAACGGCGCUGUGAGCGGCUCCUUCAGAGACCCUGGCACCAUGCACUCCGGGUCUUUCGGCUACAACUACAAUGGCAUGGACCUAACGGUGAACCGCACCAACACCGGCGGCCACUUCCCGGCUGUGAGAGAUGAUGCCCGCGCUUUCGCCCCGGACGCUCGCUACAGACAGACGCCCAACUGCUCGCUCUCGUCUCCAGAUCCGGUGCCGCCGUCGUGCGCCACGGCCAGCCGGGAGCCGCUGGAACUAAAAAACCCCUCUCCACCAUCUGACCGGAGCGCGACCUCGGGCGUGAACAAAAACACCGGCGCUCACUUCACGGAGAUAGAAGACGCCACUGUCGCCUCCGAGACCGAGGAAGGCGCGCACAGCAGCGGCGGCGGCGGCGGCGGCAGCGGAGGCGGCGGCUCCACCGCCGGCGCGGCACCGCGGGCGCAGCAGCAACAGCACCAGGAACACAACGCCGCCUCCUCAGCUCCCACGAACGACUGCCAAACGCCACAAAUAUUCCCCUGGAUGCGGAAACUGCACAUAAGCCACGAUAUGACCGGACCUGACGGAAAACGGGCCCGAACUGCGUACACCCGCUACCAGACGCUAGAGCUGGAGAAAGAGUUUCACUUCAAUAGGUACCUAACCAGACGGCGGAGAAUAGAGAUAGCCCACGCCCUGUGUCUUUCCGAAAGACAGAUCAAAAUCUGGUUUCAGAACCGCAGGAUGAAGUGGAAGAAGGACAAUAAACUGAAAAGCAUGAGCCUUGUAACAGGAGGGAGCGCCUUCCAUAACUGAGUGUGGAAUUAAAAGAAAAGAAAUCCAUGAGUACUGUAAAACUAUUGAAAGCGCAGCACCUUCCAGCAUGCUAUUGUGAUAGAAAAAGAAGUAUUCUGUGGUCCUAAAAAUGCCAUUUUAGUUUACUGUUGUUGUACUAUGAUAGAUUAGAUGUCAUAUUUGGAAAAAGAUGUAAAUAAUACUGGGGGUAUUAAUUGUUCUUUGCUCUUUAUUGUAACUUGUUGACGGUCUAACAGGAGUAAAAUCUUUGUACAAUUAAAAAAAAAAAAAAAAAAAAGAAAGAAAAGAAAAGAAAAGAAAAAAGUUUCCAAACCAUAUGCUGCUCUUUAUUGAAUGUAAACCUGAUGUAUUAUGGGGCCAUUCAAAGCGCUUUAUUGUACGAUUUACUGCUAUUUUGAUCUUGUGGCCACGCCAUACAGACUUCCAUAAACAAGCCAAUGUUGUAGCUCUAGAAUAUUUUUUGUGCAUCUCUAUUUGUUUUAGACGUAACGAUGAGCAAUGCAAAUAUAUUCAACCUGUCAAUGUGAUCAAUUUUUAGUGCAAAGGGUUAUUCUGUGGAUAGGCAGUGAUGUACGCUUUUUUUCGCCAAUAAGCUUUUUGUAUUUGUAUAAGUGGACUCAUAGCGCUUGAAAUAAAGUUUCUCCGAAUU
Messenger RNA from Thalassophryne amazonica, 1695 nucleotides. RefSeq names its product homeobox B5b (gene hoxb5b). The coding region runs from base 180 to 1046 and encodes 288 amino acids. Gene Ontology annotation, biological process: anterior/posterior pattern specification; regulation of transcription by RNA polymerase II. The record is from RefSeq and is a predicted model, not a curated record. Gene Ontology annotation, molecular function: DNA-binding transcription factor activity, RNA polymerase II-specific; RNA polymerase II cis-regulatory region sequence-specific DNA binding. Gene Ontology annotation, cellular component: nucleus. Lineage: Eukaryota; Metazoa; Chordata; Actinopteri; Batrachoidiformes; Batrachoididae. The transcript has 2 exons.